This is a messenger RNA of Drosophila hydei, 1260 nucleotides long. RefSeq names its product aldo-keto reductase family 1 member B1. Gene Ontology annotation, cellular component: cytosol. The coding region runs from base 176 to 1141 and encodes 321 amino acids. Gene Ontology annotation, molecular function: aldose reductase (NADPH) activity. The transcript is spliced from 3 exons. The record is from RefSeq and is a predicted model, not a curated record. NCBI's taxonomy places the organism in Eukaryota, Metazoa, Arthropoda, Insecta, Diptera, Drosophilidae.
GUUUCUAAAUUUGAAGACUAUAAGUACGUAUGCUUGCUUGUAUUUUUAUAAGCUGUCAAUUUUAUUCGUUUGUAGCAAAAUUAAUAGGGUUUUUCUCCUUGCGUUUACUUUCGGUAAAUGGGACACAAACGCGCUUCUAAAUAAUAAUUCAAUAUCUUUAGUUCCUCAAAUAGAAAUGUCCACACCGAAUUUCCUUUUGAGCAAUGGCAAAAAUAUGCCUAUGGUCGGCUUGGGAACAUGGCGUAGCCCUCCUGAGGUGAUCACAGAAGCAGUGAAGGAUGCUAUUGAUAUUGGUUAUCGGCACUUUGACUGCGCUCACAUUUACGGAAAUGAGGCACAAAUUGGCGCUGCGAUCGCCGAAAAGCUUAAAGAAGGCGCCGUAACACGUGACCAACUAUUCAUAACAAGUAAACUUUGGAAUACCCACCAUAGACCAGAUCUAGUGCGAAAUGCUUGUGCUACAAGCAUACGCAAUCUAGGCGUUGACUAUCUGGAUCUUUAUCUCAUGCAUUGGCCAAUGGCAUAUAAAUCCGGCGACAUUCUUUAUCCCACUUGUCCGGACACGGGCAAGGCAGUAUUUGAGGGCAUCGAUUACGUGGACACAUGGAAGGCCAUGGAGAAUCUGGUCGAUUGUGGCCUGUGCCAUGCCAUUGGCGUCUCCAACUUCAAUGAGCAGCAAAUAAAUCGACUGUUGAGCGUUGCCAAAUUGAAACCAGUGGUGCUACAGAUUGAAUGUCAUCCGUAUCUACGGCAAAAGUCCUUGAUCACACUCUGCUAUGACAAUGCUAUUGCUGUUACUGCAUACAGCUCUCUAGGGUCGGCGCACACCCCAUACGAAAAGCCAGGUGCAUAUCCUCUGUUAAAACAUCCUGUGAUUCUGGAAAUUGCUGCCAAAUACGAGCGUACACCGGCUCAGGUGCUACUGCGCUAUCAGACACAAUCAGGCAUUAUUGUAAUACCACGUUCCAUUAGCAAGCAUCAUAUGUACGAGAACUUUAAGAAGAUAUGGGACUUUGGUUUGGACAACGAUGAUCUUCAGGCUAUUGACGAUCUUGAUUGCAAUGGGCGUUUCAUGACCAUGAAAGCGGCAUACGGGCAUCCCUAUCACCCUUUUGAGCAAGAAGCGCCAAAGCAAAUGUAAAGACACAACAGCAAGGUGUUAUUUGGAUACAAGAAAUCAUUCGUGUACCUGAUGUCUUAUGUCAAAUUAAUAUACUGAAAUAUGGGAAUCACUAAAUUAGGCUAUUAAGGUUUUUGUUA